Molecule: messenger RNA, 670 nt
Organism: Candidula unifasciata
Lineage: Eukaryota; Metazoa; Mollusca; Gastropoda; Stylommatophora; Geomitridae
Source: the annotation of a GenBank genome assembly
UGCUGAUUCUAAUUGCCCGACUGGCUAUACGGACGCCGGCGGCUACUGUUACAACUUUACGGACGUCGCACUUCCCUGGGACCAAGCUAAGACAUAUUGUGACCAGAAUAACGGACAUUUGAUAGUGGAGGCUACGGCUGAUGAACAUGUGGUGUUUCUCAAUUACAGACAGAACCUGCCCAAUCAAGGCGACCCAAUGUGGCAAGGUAUUUAUGUGGUGCCCAGUGGAGGAAACUGGCAAUGGCUGUCUGAUGCUGGUUUGCUCAACCCUCUGUACACGAACUUCCAGAACGGGAAAAUUCCGCCAUCUACUCCAGGUAGGUGUGUGGCCUCUAACGAGGUCAACUCGGCUCAGGUGUGGCAGUCCUGGGAUUGCACCACCCCUCUGUACUUCCUGUGUGAGCCAUCUAGAUACGCGCACAACUGGGUGAAGGUCUACCCAGAUUCCAGCUACAAACGGUCCAAUGUUGUGGUCAACGCCAACACGGCGCGCACCCGCUCACUUGUGUCGUGUGCGGUCACCUGCUCAACUGUCGCCGGAUGUGCGGCUUUCAACCACCAACGGGCGGACAACAGGUGCCAGUUUAUCCUUAGUGAAGUUCCCGAUAAAACCUAUGUCAUUGAUCAGUCUGGCUGGGAUGUUUGGGUUGACUUCCCACCCCCAGCUUAA